UUAUAGAAUUUGUAAAUCUUUUCCUUCUUACAGUUCUUGUGGGGAGGCUCUAAGGUUGCUGCACGUUACAGAAAACUGAUAAUAUGGAUCGAAGUAAAGGUAUGUCGGUACUCUGCACUUAUCAUAAUAUGAGAAAUCCUGCUUGGAGCUGUGAAGAAGGAUUUUCGAAAUGAGUUGCGGCUCUAGCUGCGAACUUGAGGGAGAGUUCGCUAGCUUGGCCAACGUCGGUACAUCCAGGAAAUUUGCGGACUGCCCAAAGGCAACGAUAUACAUAUUAUACUUCAAGCUGUGCAUCGAAGAACGAAAGCGCGAGCCGCAAGGACUGCGUAAUAAGAUAGGCCCAAUCGCAAGGCGUCACAAAUCCCCUUGAGUGGGAUAGGAAGCCUUCCAAACCUCCUUUAAAAAAAUUUAACUUCACUUCUCUGUUGGGACCGUCGACGUCCAGACGAACCGCGAGAACAGCCCGCCUCGACGAGGAGCGUUCGUGUUGAGACACAUACAAAGGAAACGAAUAUUCGACUGAAUACACAGAUAACUCGCUGCAACGUAACGUCACUUCAAGAAGACAAGAAAAUUGAUAAAUAAAGAGAGAACUGAGAGAGGAUCGCAAUUUUUCAAACAAAUAGCAACUAUUUCUGCCCGGAGUAGUAAACGAAAGAAGAAUCGAAACACACAGAAAUAAAAUUAAGUGCAGGAAAGCAUAUUGUAAUAAUAUUGUUGUGCAUAAAACUUACAAAUCGAUGUGAAAUGACGGUUUAAAACUUAAGCAAUUAAAGAAAUUGGUUUAAAUACGACUUAAAAUAAUAAUUCAGCAGGAAAGUAUGAAGAAGUUCUUUUUGAAAGAGUGAAAAACGCUGCAUGUAUUAUUUGUAGACAAGUAAAUUAUAUUUUUAUUAAAAUGAAGUGUACGUAGAAAAAACAGGUUUAAAGUACAAAAAGCAGCAGCUUUGAAAUGUGACUGCAAAUUAAUCAAAAUAAUAAUCUGGAAGUAUCAAUUAAGAACGUGACGUUGACUUCAGAAAAGCGAUAAUAAUACAGAGAUAUAUACUUUGUAUUAAGUAAACGAAUAAUUACAGUUUUACACAACUAUGUCUAUGAUAAGGUUUGCUUUGCUCGGCCUGCUAUUAUCCUUGAUAAAAGCAUCAUCCGAGUGGCAACUAACGAAAUGUUGCCCACCGGGACAGAUCUAUGUAAACAGCCCCAACUGUGAAUCAGUACCGUUAUUCGCGAUAGACGUUUAUUCUCACUAUUGGAACAUUACCCGAGAGUUCCAAAGAAUUCCUCAGUGCAACGAACCUGAGGAUCUUGUGAAAACGGUACUCGACGAUUUUGAAUCUGACACUGUCUUAGAGGUGCCAGCUUGCCUUCAAUAUUUUUACACGUCAGGAGAAAUAAAACCCAUAAUAAUAAUUCGUCACUGUCCAUUAAACAAGGACCAACAAGUGAAAGCAAAUGAUACAUCCUUUCCGCAACUCUUACACACCAGAAAAUGUUGCUUUGGCGAUACAAUAUUCGACAGCGGCACAAAGACAUGUGUGACCCGAUUAAACGAAUCACAGAGUCUUGGAGCAUUUUUGUUCAAUAGAUCAACUGACGCAAAUAGUUCAGUGAUACUCACUCAAGGUCCACCUAAGUGUAAAGGGCCGAUCGUUAACUAUGAAAUUAACGAAAAUGAUAUCUUCCUACGAAACAAUACAUAUUCGGUCAUGAUACCAAUGCUGAAAAAUAAUGUCAAAGAGGAACCAAUUACUGAGGAUAACGCUUGUCUCGAGAUGACGCCAGAUUUUGCAGUUAAAAGAAAAUUGAUAAUCCAUAUCUGCAGAGAUCCGAAAUUCUGUGACACGAACGCUUGUAUCAGAAAGUGCUGUCCCGAAGAUAGAUAUUUUUAUGAAGACGGUUGCAUUAGUUUUCUCGAUUUUACCAAUGAAGUGGGAGAAUUUUUCAAUGCUUUUGUGGACGCAGUGAAUCAGAUAAAUUCGUUCACUUUCGACACGAACAAAAGUAUUACUAAUCAGAAUUACCAAACUGAAUGAUUUCCUCAAAUUUUUAUAAUGGUGGAAUUUCUGGGAAAAUGCAAAUAGUAUAGAUAUUUACAUUUUCUUCUUACAAAAAGUAUGAAUUUUGUGUUCUGUUAAAUAGUUUCACUUGCUAAUAACAAAACCUAAAUUUAGCGUAAAAUCCCCUAAUCUGACAAACCUACAUCUAAUGGUAUUUAAACAAUUCUACUAUUUCUCGCUAAGAAGAAUUUAUAUUUUUACGUUUAUUACAUUGCUUCUCUAUCAUUACUAAUUGGUUAUAAAUAAUAGUUGAGAACUGUCGACGUUAAUUCUACCCACAGAGAAACAGAAUUAAUUUACUUCUCUUUACUUAGACCACGGAAUUUUGAUUCAGAAGCCAUCGUGUGACUCUGUGCACAGUUACGAUCCUAAUAAUUGGGACAAAUUUGUGUUAUUGACAUCAAAUGGACAUAUUUUUAUCAAUAAUUAUGAUACGGAC
Molecule: messenger RNA, 2496 nt
Organism: Solenopsis invicta (red fire ant)
Lineage: Eukaryota; Metazoa; Arthropoda; Insecta; Hymenoptera; Formicidae
Exons: 5
Coding region: 1089-2033 (314 amino acids)
Molecular function (GO): G protein-coupled receptor activity
Source: RefSeq, a predicted model, not a curated record